AUGAGCGAUCUCUCUAGCCUCAUUGAUCAUGUCAGGGGUGGACAAUCGAGAAGAACUUUAUUUGAAUUCCUAGUUGGUGGAAGAAGUCUACCACACUUUUAUCCACUUUUUAAGAAGUUGGAGUCUUCCCUCGAAGCACAAAAGAAGCAGCAUCAGGACAUUAACACUAUUUCGGUUGAUGUGGUCCUCCUUUCAUCCGUCUGUUGGAUGCACUCAUCUGCCAUCGGUUUUGCUAGUGUAACUUUAGACGACGAGCGAUACAAGAGGUUACCAGAAACCUGGGGUACUUUUAUAUCGCCUACUCUUCCUUUCUACGAGUGUGAUCUUCGUUAUUCUGUGAGAGUAGGCUAUCAAAUUGUUAAAGGAAUCUUUCGUUGA
This is a messenger RNA of Vicia faba (fava bean), 378 nucleotides long. NCBI's taxonomy places the organism in Eukaryota, Viridiplantae, Streptophyta, Magnoliopsida, Fabales, Fabaceae. The record is from the annotation of a GenBank genome assembly.